Cephus cinctus (wheat stem sawfly) is the source of this 2269-nucleotide messenger RNA. RefSeq names its product facilitated trehalose transporter Tret1. Lineage: Eukaryota; Metazoa; Arthropoda; Insecta; Hymenoptera; Cephidae. The record is from RefSeq and is a predicted model, not a curated record. The transcript has 2 exons. Gene Ontology annotation, molecular function: sugar transmembrane transporter activity. Bases 240 to 1766 code for a protein of 508 amino acids. Gene Ontology annotation, cellular component: membrane. Gene Ontology annotation, biological process: transmembrane transport; carbohydrate transport.
UAGGUCUCUGAGAAAAUUGAUAGUCUCUACGAGUGACAAACAAGAUCCGUGAAGGACGUAGAAAUCGAGUAUAAAUCUUAAAGAUAAGACGGUAUAUAGCACCGAGUCUUGCGAUGCUCGGAACAAAAGGUGCACUUCGAUCUCAAAUACCCAGCGGGUCGAAUAGUGGUGUGUCUUGGUGUGUCGACGGGAGGUUUCCAUUGAGCGACAGAAGUCACAAUAGAAGAGAAGAGCCGUAAAUGGAGUCGUGUGAUAUUAUAGAAUCGGUUGCUGCGACGAAUCCAGCAGGAGCGCUGAGCUUGUACGAGAAGGACGCGAUGAUGGGGGCCGACUCGAAGGUUGACGCGUCCCAGCGGAUGUUGAACGUGGACGAGCCGCUUCAGGAAGGCAAGAAGCUCCAGCAGUACGUCUCGAGUCUGGUCGUGUGCCUGACGGCGAUACAGAGUGGAAUGACCCUAGGAUGGUCUUCGCCAAUAUGCCCAUACCUGAAGAGCGGCCAGUCCUUCCUGCCGGCGAUCACCGACGAGGAGGAAUCCUGGAUAUCGUCGCUGCUGGCCAUUGGUGCCAUCGUGGGUGCAGUGCCGUUCGGUAAGGUUGCUGACAGGAUCGGUAGGAAGAAGGCAGUCGUCAUCCCGGCCUUGCCUUACCUCGUGUCCUGGGGUCUGCUGAUCUUCACCAGGAACCUCAUGUGCAUUUACCUGGCAAGAUUCGUCGCGGGCAUCGGUACCGGCGCCGUCUUCGUCCUGGUGCCAGUCUACGUCGGCGAAAUAGCUGAGACCUCCAUCCGUGGCGCCCUUGGGAUCUUCCUGCCCCUCUUCUUCUCCUUCGGCCUAGUCUACGCGUACACGGCUGGGGCCUACGUCAACUACAUCAGCUUCAACGUGACCUGCGCCCUGAUGCUGGUACCGUUCCUGAUCUGCGUACCGUUCAUACCGGAGUCGCCGAUGUGGCUCGUGCACAAAGGCAGAAAACUGGAGGCCAGCAAGGUCCUGGAGGUACUACGUGGUCCAGACUACGACGUCAAGCGUGAAAUCUCCAUCCUCCAGGAGGAGGUCAGCGAGCAGGAGAAGAAAAAGGGUGGCUUCCGUGACAUCGUGAAGACCAAGGCCGGUCGCAAGGCCAUGGUCACUUGUUUAGGCAUCAUGUGGUUCCAGCAAGCUUCCGGCGUGGACGCGAUACUCUUCUACACGGUGUUGAUCUUCAAGGACGCCGGAAGUACCAUAGAUCCCAACUUAGCGACUAUCGUAAUCGGCAUGAUCGAGGUCGUCAUGACUGUCAUCGUAGCCUUGGUGAUCGACAAGUAUGGCCGUAAGCCCUUACUAAUAGUUUCCGGUUCCGCUAUGGCCCUGUGCCUCGGUGUCUUCGGCUACUACUUAAAACUCAAGGAUGACGGUACCGACGUCACCUCCAUAGGAUGGCUGCCCUUCACCUGCCUGUCGCUCUUCAACGUCGUCUUCUCCGUCGGCUUUGGCGCCGUGCCGUUCACCAUAAUCAGUGAGAUAUUCCCUCUGGAGACCAAAGGCGUCGCCACGAGCAUAUGCAUAGUGUUCAGUUGGGCCCUUGUGUUUACCGUGACCAAAUUGUUUCCCCUGCUCGAUGAGAAACUUGGUUCGGCAGUGACGUUCUGGAUUUUCGCUGGUUUCUGCGCGAUGGCCUCGCUCUUCACGUAUUUCUUCGUACCGGAGACCAAGGGCAAGUCCAUCCAGCAGAUACAGAAGAAGCUCAGGCGCAGAAAGAACCAGGUCAAAAGUAGUCACGCAGUCUGAACUUCAUUAAGGGACGGAGCAAGGACCGCCCAAACAACAAAGCCAGCCCCAUCAUCCGGGCAUACAGUCGGGGGAGCAGGAUCCUCGACCUCGUGUCCUUCGCCGGAUACGGCACUCGAACAAUACGUCGCAGGGUAUUGUCGCUCGCGUUCAAUUGCAAUGCAAUUACUUUAGUUCCCUUUAAAAGUCUAACUUAAUAAUGGACAAGCCUACCCCGUUCGAAGAGUCUCGCGGGAGGUGCUUACACCUAGUAUUGUAUAUACACGUAUAAAUAUACCCACAAAGAGCCACAUCAGCGAGCUACCACCUACCGUCAUUGACUUCGCUGAACUGACUGGACUAGCUGUCGCCAGCUAGUACACCCAAUGCUCCUUAAGAGAAUCGAUUGACUCGCAUCGACACCUUCGCUAUGGCUUGUUCACAAUACACUACUACUCUUCAGCCUCGGCUACAGCCUGCAUCGAUUCCUCUCCCUUAAGAGAAAAAAAAAAGAAAAAAAAAGA